Molecule: messenger RNA, 961 nt
Organism: Sebastes umbrosus (honeycomb rockfish)
Lineage: Eukaryota; Metazoa; Chordata; Actinopteri; Perciformes; Sebastidae
Gene: reep5
Product: receptor accessory protein 5
Exons: 5
Coding region: 120-689 (189 amino acids)
Source: RefSeq, a predicted model, not a curated record
AGCAGUGUGUGUGGUGGUGUAUUGAGUUGCAGAGGUGUCGCAGUUUGAUUCAGAAACACAUUUCGUAAUCCAGCAUUGCUUCUCUAUAAAGAAAGAAAGGAAGUGCAGCAGCAGCAGUCAUGGCGCAGGGGCUCAAAGAAAGAUUUGAGAAGUUUCUCCAUGAAAAGAACAUAAUGACAGAUGUUCUGGCCAAGAUCGAGGCCAGAACCGGAGUGAGCAGGACCUACAUCUCUCUGGCUGUCGUCGGGAUCAUCGCAGUUUACUUGGUCAUAGGCUACGGAGCCUCUCUGCUGUGUAACCUCAUCGGCUUCCUUUAUCCAGCCUACAUAUCGAUUAAGGCCAUUGAAAGUGCCACCAAAGAUGAUGAUACUAAAUGGCUGACCUACUGGGUGGUGUACGGACUCUUUAGUGUGGCAGAGUUCUUCGCUGAUAUCUUUCUCUCCUGGUUCCCGUUCUACUAUAUCGGAAAGUGUGCCUUCCUGGUGUGGUGCAUGGCCCCAACUCCUUCUAACGGAUCGGUCACGAUUUAUAACCGCAUCGUCCGACCAUUUUUCCUCAAGAACGAAGCCAAGAUUGACGACGCGUUGAAGAAAGUCCAGGACAAGGCGUCAGAAGCUGCGGACAAGAUCAAAGAUGAAGCCAAGAGAGCCACAGCGAACAUCAUGUUUGAGGAGAAGAAGAGCUCCUAAGAAGCGGGCUUGGUGUCCACAGCAUCUCAGCAAGAGCGGACUCUGUUACAGAAGAAAUGUUGCCUUGAAAAUGUUUGUUUUUAACAGAUCCUGUUCAGUAAUCUAAAUCUUUAUUCAACGUGUAUUAAAUAUCGCACCAAUGUCACAUGUAUCAAUUGAAGCCAUGUCGCAGGUCAGUUUUACCUAUUUAACUUUGCCUUCUGGAGGGCUGUAAGAGAACCACACUGGCCCUGAUGUGCUUUAUGUACCAAAUAAAAAACAAACGUGCUGAA